Molecule: messenger RNA, 833 nt
Organism: Athalia rosae (coleseed sawfly)
Lineage: Eukaryota; Metazoa; Arthropoda; Insecta; Hymenoptera; Athaliidae
Product: IQ domain-containing protein K-like
Exons: 3
Coding region: 1-672 (223 amino acids)
Molecular function (GO): protein binding
Source: RefSeq, a predicted model, not a curated record
AUGUGUGACAGUGUCUCUGUCAAUGAUUUUUUUUUUUCGGAGGAAGAAAAAGAAAUAGAAUUAUCUGAAGAGGAUCCCGAUUGCCUUUGCGGCCCUAGAUUCUGCAGAUCUUCCGUGGAUAGCGAUGAAAAUUUGAGUUUAGAUAGCGUAGAUGACGAUGAAGUGGUCAACGUUUCUCUUUGGGAAAGUAUUUUUCGUAAAACAGAGGAGAAGAAUGUUCCGUAUAAAGAAUGGCUUGAAGAAAAGAACGCUGCGGAACUGACCGUUCCGAGGCACGAUGGGCCCGCGGAAUUUCUUGAUAAGGAGAUAUUUCCGCUGCUUCUUCCAGCGAUGAAGAAAAUGCUCGAGCAAGCUCGGAAAUGGGAUGCCCUGGAGAUUCAAAAGUGUCGGUUCAAUGGCAUCGAUUUUCUCGCAGAAGUUUUAUGGAAUAGCAAUCCCAGACAUCCGGGACGAGCCGAAAGGUGGAUGGAUGUGUUCAGCAUACCACCAUUCCGGCUUUUUUUGAGAUUGAAUCCCAGACCAAUUUAUCCCAAAUCAUGGCUCUGGACUCGCGAUGAAGGAGCUUUGAUUAUCCAGAAAUGGGUACGAGGAUGGCUAGUACGAAAACGCGAGGACGUCCAAGAGAUGCGUCUUUUUUGGAAGGUACAGUACCCAUUUCUAGUUUACACAUGACAACUUUUUUCUAUAAUAUGAUUAAUACUGCUACUAGGCUUUAAUCGCAGAGACUGAGCAAGAGGCUAUCAACCUCAGAGUCACGAGUAAGUCUCAUGAGACAAUUACAAUUUUUGUGGUUGAGCUGUAGUUUAUAUGUUUUCUCAAUACUUUUCAGAUUC